AUGGUCGCUCCACCUUCGACUGGUGGUGUCGCACCACAGGCUGCGACCUUGAAGCCAUCAUCAGCCGCGUCGAGAAUGAAUGGUGCUCCUCCUGCCACCAUGGCGACGCCGUCGUUUCCCUACAGUGCCCGCCGAGCACCCCCUCUCGAUCUGCGAACUGUCGAGCGCAAGGGCCAUGCCUAUAGUCGCGAUCCUCCAGCGAGGAGGAGGCUCCACGACCUCCCCGAAGCGCCGACUUUCCGGCCUACAGAAGCAGAGUUUCGUGAUCCGAUGGAGUACAUUCGCAGUAUCUCAGAGAAGGCGAGCAAGUACGGCAUCUGCAAAAUAAUCCCGCCAGACAACUGGAAUCCGGAUUUCGCCAUUGACACAGAGCGCUUCCACUUCCGCACUCGGCGCCAGGAGAUCAAUCUGGUUGAAGGAGGGAACCGCACAAAUCUCAACUACCUAGAUCAGCUGGCCAAAUUUCACAAACAGUACGGCGCACAUCUCAAUCGAUUUCCCUCGGUCGAUAAGCGUCCGCUUGACCUUUAUAAACUCAAGAAAGCCGUCGAAGUCAGAGGUGGUUUCGAACGGGUCUGCAAGGACAAGAAAUGGGCCGAGAUCGGGAGAGAUUUGGGAUACAGUGGAAAGAUCAUGUCAUCCCUAUCCACGUCCCUGAAGAAUUCCUAUCAACGAUGGCUCCAUCCUUAUGAGGAAUGGCUGAAAUUCGCCAAAGCAAGUGUUCACCCGCAGCUUGACAAUGACCAUGGUGGAGCGUACUCGCCAUCCCCCAUGCCUCAUCAGCCCAUGGUCACUCACCCGCUUCCAUCACAAUCUGCUCCUCCAGCAAAUUCCCCCGGCCCGUCGCAACAACCACCGUCCAUACCCUCGGCACCCCCUGCCACUCAGUCACGGCCAGCCUCAUCGUCGGGAUUCACCGCAAUCAACAGCGGCUUUACUGCGGUGAACAGCUUUACGGCCAUCAAUACCCAGCCACCUCCCGUUGUCAAGAACGAAAUGAACGGCAUGCCGCCAUUAAAUCAAAGUCCGGCUCCCGCCUUCCCGGCCAUCAAUGGACCCACGAUCACGACAAUCCAUUCAGCUGGUAAUUCAAUGACGAAUGGAUCUUCCAAUCCAUUGAAGAGGACUCUGAGUCACGAUAGUCUCAAUGGCGAAUCCGGCUCAGAGGGGCUCGACGGUGAAGGCGAUGCCGCCAACGGCAGGCGAAGUAAGAGACCCAAAAAGGACGGCAUGCCCAUAAUCCCCGGCAACCACAUUCCUGCAAUGCGCCCGACAACCCCCCAAGUGCGCACCAAAACAGCACCUCGGAGACAUGGCGACAAAUGCGAGAAGUGCGGCAAGUCAGAUAACAAGGAGAGCAUCCUUGUUUGCGAUAGCUGCGAUUCGGGCUACCACAAGCAUUGUGUGGAGCCUCCUUUGAGCCAUAUGCCCGAAUAUGACUGGCACUGUUCAAAGUGCCUGGUUGGAACGAAUGACUAUGGCUUUGAGGAAGGCAGCGUCUACUCUCUGAAACAGUUUCAAGAGAAGGCCAAUAACUUCAAAGAGCAUUACUUUUCCGCCCGGAUGCCUUUCGACCCCGUUUCCAAUACGCCAAAGAAGCCGACCGAGGAUGAUGUCGAACGUGAGUUCUGGAGACUAGUCGAAGAUAUCACUGAGUCGGUCGAAGUCGAGUACGGUGCAGACAUUCACUCGACAACCCAUGGCAGCGGGUUCCCGACCGUGGAGAAAAACCCCCUUAACCCGUAUGCAAAAGACCCUUGGAACUUGAAUGUCAUGCCCUUCCUUGAAGAGUCGCUGUUCAGACACAUCAAAGGUGAUAUUUCUGGGAUGACAGUGCCGUGGCUGUACGUGGGUAUGUGUUUCUCCACGUUUUGCUGGCAUAAUGAGGAUCACUAUGCAUAUUCAGCAAAUUAUCAACACUUUGGUGCGACCAAGACGUGGUACGGAAUCCCUGGCAAAGAUGCAUAUCGCUUCGAAGAUGCAAUGCGCAAAGCAGUACCGGAAUUGUUCGAGACCCAGCCUGAUUUGCUCUUUCAACUCGUCACGAUUCUUCCACCACAUCAGCUGAGAAAGGCUGGGGUGGAGGUUUACGCCCUUGACCAACGCGCGGGUCAAUUUGUUAUCACGUUCCCUCAAGCGUACCAUGCGGGAUUCAAUCACGGAUUUAACUUCAACGAAGCUGUCAAUUUUGCGCCAGCUGAUUGGGAGCCGUUUGGCGAGGCUGGUGUGCAGCGACUGCAGGAAUUCCGCCGUCAACCAUGCUUCUCGCAUGACGAACUUCUCUUCACCGCGGCAGCGUCGGAUACGACAAUCAAGACAGCAAAGUGGCUAGGACCUGCGCUCGAGCGAACCCGGGCCCGAGAGUUGGCUGAACGUCAAGGUUUUGUGGCACUUCACCAACGGCAUUAUCCCCAUGACAACUGCACGUUCGAUACAUUGGCUCCUGAGCCGUCAGAGUCCUGUGGCCUCAUCAUCAAGAUUGAGAACGCCGAGCUUGAAGAGGAAGAAUAUCAGUGCUGCUAUUGUAAAGCAUUUUCUUACCUUUCACAAUUCCGGUGCCACCGCAGCGGCAAAGUCACAUGUCUUUUGCAUCCUGAAGUGUCUGAUUGCUGCUCUGACUCCCCGAGCGAAAGGCUGAGAGGACCCAAUCAUAGUCUUCUCGUUCGCUAUACCAACCAAGAGCUGAGCAACAUUGUUCAGAAGGUGGUGGAUAAGGCCAAUGUACCUGAAGCUUGGGAGGCAAAAUUAGAGGCUCUGCUGGCCACUGACGCGCGGCCUCCGCUCAAAUCAAUGCAUACGCUGCUGACCGAAGGUGAAAAGAUACCACACCCCUUGAGGGGAUUGGAUGAGCUGGCCGAUUUUGUCAAAAAGUGCGACCAGUGGGUGGACGAGGCGAACUUGUAUCUCACCAGAAAGCAGCAAAACAGACGAAAGAAUGAGAAGGCCUGGCGACGAUCUUCCCUCCGGACCGGUCGGCCAGAAGACAAGGAUACCGAGCCACAACUCACCGUGGAGCGCAUGAAAGAGUUGAUCGAGGAGGGAGAACUACUCGGGUUCAGUGCGCCCCAGCUCGAGAGCUUGAAAGAAAAGGUCACUGUUAUCGACGAAUGGCGGGCAAGUGUGAAUCGCAUUCUCAGGGGUCAGCACCAAGCGACAUCCGAUGAGCUGGAAGCUUUACUUGAGGAAGGUCGCGGCUUCAUGGCAGCUAUGCCUGAACUCACAAACCUGGAGCAGGUUCACGCGCGCACUCACUGGCUCGAAGAGGUCCGACAGGUUCAGAAAGACGUGCAAUCGAAGACCCUUGAUGAUUGCAAAGAACUUCUCAAGCGUUCAACCGAAUUGGAAAUCUCACCACAGAUGCCGGAAAUUUUGUUUCUGACUGAAGUGGUGAGACAAGGUGAGUUCUGGGAGAUCAAAGCGAAAGAGGUCAUGGCAGCCGAGGAUGUCCACUACCCACAGCUGGAGUCGCUACAUUCCCAGGUCCAGAAUCAGGUUUUCCCUGUCAACAAGGAGACUUUGGAGCAGAUGGAUGUGAUCCUGGCCAAGAAUCGCGAGGCUAAACGCCAGAUUAUCACCUUAGUCGAACGAAGCCACGAUCCAGAUCUACGAAAGCGCCCCAUGUAUGUGCAUGUCCGGGAUGUGGUCAAAAGCUUUGAGGAUCUGAACGGCAAACCUCACGGCGCUGCCGACUUGGAGAAAGAACUGCGGAGACAUGAAGAUUGGAUGAGAAGGGGCAAAAAACUAUUUGGCAAGGCCAACGCCCCUCUUCACAUCCUCGAACAACAUAUGAAGUUCGUGGAGGAGAAAAAUAACUUCUGCUUCGACCUGAACGACACGUUCAGGCCUCCGGUUGAGCCUGCGUCGCGAGAGGCCACGCCCAUUGAGGGCGAGGAGAAGGGCGCGCUUGGUGACGAGGAGAAACCAGUUUUCUGUAUCUGUCGUCAACCCGAGGCCGGGCUCAUGAUCGAGUGCGAAAUCUGUCAUGAUUGGUACCAUGCAAAAUGCCUCAAGCUGGCCAGAGGAAAGGUCAAGGAGUGCGAGAUGUUUACUUGUCCUAUUUGCGAUUGGCGAGUCAAGAUCCCUCGCGAUGCGGCCCGACCAAAACUCGAAGAUCUCCAAGCCUGGCAAGACGAAAUCCAGGAUCUUCCUUUUCAACCGGAGGAAGAAGAGCUCCUUAAGCGAAUCAUUGACAAGGCGCAGGCAUUUCGUGAGUUCCUCAUGCGGUACACAACUGGCAGUCAACUUUGUAGGACCAUCGACGAGAUGCCAGAAAUGCUGUUCUACCUACGCAAGAUCGAGGGUGCAGAAGUUCUCCUGGCAUACGAGACCAAUGUACUACGGCAGGAACUGCACAAAUGGCAGCCCAUUGCUCCCGAACCGCCGCCUAUCCUGGACCAGAGUUUGUCAACGCGGAAGCCCCGACCGACCAAGCAGCAGAAGCUGAUGAAGGAGCACGGAGUCGAAAAACCCGAGGAUCUUCCGCCGCAUUUACGGACAAAGACCUAUGUGCGCAGAAAGACGCAGGAAUCCUUUGUUACUGGGCCUCUGCGUCCCAAGCCGUCGACGCAAUCACCAUCUGCACAUGGCUCCACUUCGAGUCCCGGUCAGAACAGUGGGCUUGCUGAAGGCUCAUCUGCCAUGCAGAGGCAAGACUCCAACGAGCAUGGAGGACCCGGUCGGACGUAUGAACCGGGUUUUAUGUCCGGGCCAUCCUUUGUAGAACGCCGACCUUCUCCCUAUUCAUCCAACUCGCCGUCAUUCUUCAGCCCUACGAGGGAAGCACCACAUGAAGGGUUGCGGGAUCCCAUGAUGCCCACCUUUGGUGGAGAUCAUUCGGAAGAACGAAACCACGACCCGUCAUUCCCCAUGUUCCGAUCGGGUACUGGGUUAGGUCUGGAUGCUGACGACGAAUUGCGGAGUGGACUUGCCAGUGCAGCUACGAGUGCGCCCAACUCUGCGAGAGGGGUCUCCCCAGUCGUUGGGGGCGAAUACGGCCAUAUGUUCAUGGGCAUGACGAAUCCAGAUGCGGACACGAGUAAUGAUGCGGUGCCGAGUCUAGAACAAGAAGCCAGUCACGCGAGUGAGGCACUUGACAUGAUUCGAACGGCGAGCAACGAUUCAGCGAACGACCAUGCGGACCUGGAGGACGGGGAGAACGUCUCGAAACACUUUGACGACUUUACCAGCGGAGACGAACGGAGUUGA
Molecule: messenger RNA, 5205 nt
Organism: Fonsecaea erecta
Lineage: Eukaryota; Fungi; Ascomycota; Eurotiomycetes; Chaetothyriales; Herpotrichiellaceae
Exons: 5
Coding region: 1-5205 (1734 amino acids)
Biological process (GO): chromatin remodeling
Cellular component (GO): nucleus
Molecular function (GO): DNA binding; histone demethylase activity
Source: RefSeq, a predicted model, not a curated record